AUGGUAUCAGAUAAUAAUAAAAUUUUAAACCAAUUACCAAUUGUUAUAAUAAAGAAAAUAUUUAGAGAAUUAGAACAUGAAAAACCUAAACUCUCAGCUAAAACAUGGUGUACUCAUAUGUUAAUGCAUGGUAUUCAUCAUUGUAAUUCCACAAGUGUUAAUGUUGUAAUGUUAUCACUAGUAUGUAAAGAUUGGGCAUAUCAAAUUAUACCAAGAAUUGAAUUACCAUGGUUCAUUUCAAAUGAAAAAGAGUAUACAUUCUUUAAGAGAUGGAAUGAAUUUGGUAUACUUUCAAAUGGUAUUACCAAAUAUCCUAAAAUUUUAUUUGAUCUUGACAGAGUUGAAUUAAAUUUUCCAGAUGAUUCUUUCAAGUAUCCAACAAUACCAAUUUUAGAAAAUAUUAAAUUAAUUUCAAAUUUUACAAUUGAUGAAUUAAAUAGAAUUCAAGAAAAUAAUAAUAAUAAUAAUAAUAAUAUUGAUAAUAAUAUAAAAUCAUUAAAAUCAUUAAAAAUUGAAUUAAAUAAUGAUAUAACCCAAUCAGAAUUAAAUAAACCAAAAAAUCAACAAAUUAAAACAUUAUUAAAAAAUAAUCAACAAUUAGAAACAAUUGAAUUUAAAGGAAUUAGAGAUUUUAAUAUAAAGAUUGAUUUUAAUUUAUUAAUUAAUGAUUUCUUAAUGAAUUGUAAUGAUGAAAAUAGAAUAACAACAAUAAAAUCAUUAUCAAUUUCAAAUUGUACAUUAAUAAAUUAUUCAAUAAAUAAUAACAAUAAUAAUGAUGAUAUUAAUAAUAAUAAUAAUAAUAAUAAUCAAUUAUUAUUAUUGAAAUCAUUAACAACAUUAAAAUUAAUUGGAGUAGAAUUUAAAGAAGAUGGUAAAAGUUCAUUAAGAUUGUUGAUUUCAGAAUUGGAAAAUUUAGAAUAUUUAAAAUUAAUAAAUAAUGAUAUUACAUUUAUUGAUUCAAUAAUUGAAAAACUUUAUUUUAAUAAUAAAUUAAAGUGUUUAACUAUAAAAGAACCAAAAGUAAUUCAAAAUAAUAUUAAUUGUUUAACAAUUCAAACAUUAAUUCAAUAUAAUACUCAAUUGGAGAAAAUUUCAUUACAAUUAAAAAAACUUGGUCAAUCAUAUCUUGAAAGUCCAUCAAUAAUUAAUUCAAAUAUAAAUUAUAAAAUUUAUACUGAAACUUUGGAUUUACAAAUUAAUGGUAGUGAAAAACUUAAAGUUUUAAAAAUUAAUUCAAAUUUCAAUGUUAUAAUUAAUCAUUGUCCUUCAUUAGAAAGAUUAUCAAUAAUUCAACAUAGAGAUUCAACAUUACCAUUCCUUUUAAAUAAUAUAUCAUUACCAACUUCACCAUUUAAAUCUUUACCAAAUUUAAAUUCUCUAACUUUUAUUGGUGCAAUUUUCAAUUAUUCAACAAAAGAAUUCUUUAAUGAAUUAUUUAAUAAUAAUAAUAAUAAUAAUAACAACAAUAAUAAAUUAAAAGAAAUUGGUAUAAUUGAUAUAAUAAAUCAAGAAAACUGUUUAAAUAAUUUAUUAAUAUCAAGUUUUAAUAAUAAUAAUAAUUUACAAUAUUUAAAAGUAAAAGUUAGUAAAAAUAUUUACAUAAAAGAUUUAUUGAAUUUAUUAGAAAAUUUGGUUUUAGAAAAUUCACCACAUUUAAAAUCAGUUGAAAUUAUUAUUUCAAGUGAUUCUAUUUAUAGUAAACAAAUUAAUAAAUGUUCAAAUUUAAUUUUUCUUGAAUUAUUAUCUGUACUUUGCUGCUCAUCAAACUCAAUGAUUAAAAAAAAUAAUAAGAAUUCAAAUUUAAAAUCAAUAAUAUUAGUAAACAAUAAUUAUGUAAAAAGGUGUCUAUGUAAUUCUAGAAAUGGUGCAAAUGAAAAUUGUACUUCUUUUAUUGACUCAACAAAUUUAAUUACUUCAUUAAAUUCUUCUAUUAAUAUUUUCUUACCUCAAUGUUUAAAACCAUUAUUUAAACCCUAUAUAACCUCAAUAAAUCACUUAAAUAAUAUCUGUUUUGAUAGAUGGUGA
Dictyostelium discoideum AX4 is the source of this 2025-nucleotide messenger RNA. RefSeq lists its product as hypothetical. The record is from RefSeq and is a predicted model, not a curated record. The coding region runs from base 1 to 2025 and encodes 674 amino acids. NCBI's taxonomy places the organism in Eukaryota, Evosea, Eumycetozoa, Dictyosteliales, Dictyosteliaceae. The transcript has a single exon.